Strongylus vulgaris is the source of this 393-nucleotide messenger RNA. Lineage: Eukaryota; Metazoa; Nematoda; Chromadorea; Rhabditida; Strongylidae. The record is from the annotation of a GenBank genome assembly.
AUGAGCAAAGAUUAUAAAACUGGACGUAUACCAGAGGUCUCCUCCGACAUUCUACGCGUCUCCGGCUAUACGCAACAAUUUCGUACCCUUUUGACCGCUCGUUUUUCCCCGAGACGUGAAUCUGUCCCAAAUGUGCACUUGGAUUCGUCGGAAACCCAUGCACCAGGGCUAAUCUGGAAAAUUACAGCUAAUUAUCACUCGCAAUUCAUAAAGAACUCUUUAGUUAUCGGUACGAUUCGGGGUCCAUUUGCAGCCUAUUCUAGGAAGCGUUUUUUCUCAGCUCAAUGCCAUGUUGCUGAGGACUUCAAGCAAGUGCAAAUUGACUUCUAUAAAUUCGUAUGGAAGAAAAGAUAUGCAAAAAAGAUUGGCGUGGGCAAUUAUCCGGAACUUUGA